Messenger RNA from Cryptomeria japonica (Japanese cedar), 432 nucleotides. RefSeq names its product brassinosteroid-responsive RING protein 1-like. NCBI's taxonomy places the organism in Eukaryota, Viridiplantae, Streptophyta, Pinopsida, Cupressales, Cupressaceae. Bases 1 to 432 code for a protein of 143 amino acids. Gene Ontology annotation, molecular function: zinc ion binding. The transcript has a single exon. The record is from RefSeq and is a predicted model, not a curated record.
AUGGUGCCGGUUCUUCUUGCUCCCGCUUCCCCACGAUUCGCCUUAGAUUAUGUCCACGUCGUAAUAUGUUGCCUUCUUUCUUGGCUUGGCCUGCACAAAAUCCACACCUCUUACUCGCAACGCUUCUCCCAAAACACUUCUCCCACUUCAUCUGUCUCUGCCCGUAGAGUCAUUGAAACUUUGUCUGUUUUCUCAUUCAGAGACCUUGCAGAGAGCUUUGGUGAGAUGGAGCCAGAUGUUUCAUGCGCUGUUUGCUUGAGCUCCUUUGCGCAAGAUGAUGAAAUUCGAAAGCUAUGCAAUUGCCGCCAUAUAUUUCACAGAGUUUGCCUAGACAAAUGGGUAGAUCACCAUCAGACUACGUGCCCUCUCUGCAGAUGUUCUCUUCUUCCAGAAAAUGAAACACAAGCAGACAAUGAAGAAAAAUGGACCUGA